Messenger RNA from Sphaeramia orbicularis (orbiculate cardinalfish), 1451 nucleotides. It is a transcript of the gene errfi1b, whose product is annotated as ERBB receptor feedback inhibitor 1b. Gene Ontology annotation, biological process: negative regulation of epidermal growth factor receptor signaling pathway; regulation of keratinocyte differentiation. The coding region runs from base 299 to 1378 and encodes 359 amino acids. The record is from RefSeq and is a predicted model, not a curated record. NCBI's taxonomy places the organism in Eukaryota, Metazoa, Chordata, Actinopteri, Kurtiformes, Apogonidae. The transcript is spliced from 4 exons.
ACCUCGUCAGAUUGUUGACAGAGCAGGGAUGUUGCACAUGGCUCAGUACUGACUGGGAAUCUGACAGUAGACUAAAGAUCAUAUUUUAAUAACCACAUUGGAAAAACAAACAAACAAACAAACAAACAAAAACACAUCGGUCUGGUUGGAUCCGAUGGACGCAUGGGAGAAGUAACCAGUCUGCGCCUUCAUGGUCACCACUGUGAUGGGUUUAAUGGCGAUAGCUCAUGUUGGGCUUUUACACCGAUACCAGACACAUUUUGAUGCUUUUUAAGGACGUCUCAUCUGACGAAAAAACAUGGCCGGGAGUCACAAUAAUUUCUGGGGACAACAUGGCAUAAGCAGGUUGUGCUUUGGCCUGAGUGCUGACAUGGAUCACAGUCUGAGGGGGCUUCAACAACAGCACAUGGCCAAGGAAUUCAACAACGGCCUCUCCCAGUCUCCGUUCUACCCUGAUUCGUACCACCUGACCUCUGACAACAUCCUGCGUCCUCCAGAGGGAGACCAGGUGGUCCCGUCCUCCCACAGAGGGUCCAUAUUCUGGGGCCUCCAGAGAGAAGCCAAGCCCCUGCCUCCUCUGCCCGACCCCGAGGAGCUGAUGUCGGACGAGGCGGCCGAUAAUGAGGUGGAGUUUUUCACCAGUGACCGACGCAGCCUUCUGCCUAAAAGCUGCCCCAAAAUCCUCUGCAGGGGGGGCAACAGGGGCGGGGGUCAGGUCAAUUACGCCUACCAGGACAGCUCUCUACGGGGGGAUACCGGGGCUGGAUCCAUGGCAUUCUCCUGGCCUGGCAGCGAGGACAGAGGACCGGGUAGAGGUAGUGGGUUCGGAACCAACACCUGGACUCCUCAGAGAGAAGAACCUGCGGGUGCUUUGACCUGCAAACAGCCGGACCCCUCCCCCAGACCCCGGUUCUCAUGCUCAAGCCCUCCUUCUCAACCUCUUGACAAACCACAGAUUCCCCCUCGUAUCCCCAUCUCCCCUAAACCCCCAGCUCUAUUAAAGACUACGAGCACCAACGAAGAAGACAAGCCUCCUAAGAUCCCUCCACGGGUUCCUUUGGUCCCACCCUGCCCACCCAGAACCCCCAGCCCUAAAAGUCUACCCAUUUACAUCAAUGGGGUGAUGCCUGCCACACAGAGUUUUGCUGCGAACCCGAACUAUGUGAGCAAAGCGUUACAGAGACAGCAGAGUGAAAGGGCGCCCCCUGCAGCUCCGUGCACACCCUGCAUUGUUCCCAUUUUGAAGGAUGGCAGACAGGCCAGUACCACACAUUACAUCCUGCUGCCGCCGGGCCGACCGACCAGCAACAGCAGACGAGAAAGACUCCAAAGUGAGCCGACCAGGAAGACAAACAGCAACUUCUGGCAGAACAGAUAAAAAAAAAAAAAAAAAAAAAACAUCACUUCUGUCACUGUGUCUGAAACUGACAUUAAUAAUAUGUCUGUGAAAA